Bolinopsis microptera is the source of this 2564-nucleotide messenger RNA. RefSeq lists its product as uncharacterized. The transcript has 11 exons. Gene Ontology annotation, molecular function: protein binding. Bases 30 to 2366 code for a protein of 778 amino acids. Lineage: Eukaryota; Metazoa; Ctenophora; Tentaculata; Lobata; Bolinopsidae. The record is from RefSeq and is a predicted model, not a curated record.
AGUUAUUUUCUCUGUAGCCAACUAUCACCAUGACAAUGGCAGAGCAGUGCUGCAAUCUCUCAAACAGGAACCUCACAGAUUACAUUCCUCCCACUAAAUUACGUUACAACACCUUGAUUCUGGAUAACAACCUUCUAACCAACAUUAAGAAUGUGAAAUACUGUAACUCACUGCGCCAGCUGUCAGCUUGCUAUAACGAAAUAGAGGAUAUGAGUCCUGUUGGUUACCUGCAAAACUUGAAACUUCUGCAUUUAAUUGAUAAUGUCAUAAACAAAAUCACAGGAGUAGGGGAAUGUUCCAAACUAGAGGAGCUAUCUUUAUCCAGGAACUGCCUCCAAAGCUUCACUGGGUUGCACCACUGCACCUCUCUUACCAAGAUAGACCUGUCUUAUAACAGUAUCAAUACUCUCGCUGAUAUCUCCUCUCUUACAUCUCUUAGGGAACUAUAUCUGCAUGGUAACGAGAUAACAACUCUAGAGUCAGCUCCACUGUGCCUACCUGUCUGUCUGUCUGUCUUAUCUCUUGCUGAUAACAGAAUAUCUGAUAUCGGACAACUUGCUUAUCUAACCAGACUCAGGGUUCUGGAGAGGUUGAGUUUGGCGGAUAACAACUGUGCUAACAACUGUGCAUCACCCUACCAGAUAUUCGCUGUGAUGUGCUGUCCAAGUGUGGAGUUUAUUGACCACGAGCCUCUUGCACCGGAUACAAGGGAACAUGCUAGAAAGUUGGAGAAGAAGAUGCUGAUCUCUGGUGAAGCAUCAUUUUCUGCUAUCAGAGAUGAAAGGCCGAGGGUAAGAGAAAGAUCAAAGACAGAUGUUUCACAGUCACCCACCAAAGAGAACCAACCCUUUGCUGCCAAUGUCCGGGACGUCAGGCCUCCAGUUGUUGAUAGUCCUGAUGACAUGUCGGGUGGGGGAUCUGUAAACACUGCUUACGAUGAAUACAACAAUCGCCCUGCGUCAUCUGCUAUGCCACGAGUCCGAGCCAGACGAAGUUCUCUUGUUCAAAGCCCCUUCUCUCCUCCUAUUGAGCCUGAUGGACCACCUGUUGGAAGAAGGGGAAGAUCCAAAUCCGUGUUCACUUCUCCCUCUUCUUGCAGAUUCGAGCAUCUCGAGCAAGAAAUGGACAGUGAGAGUGUAUACUUAAACAUCUCAGACGACUUCAGCAAGUGUUUGAACGUAACUCCCGAACUUCCCGAGGAGAAUGAAGCCCUCAUCUCACCCUUGGAGAGGAGUGGUUCAUCAGAAGGUGCUGUUUCUCUACAGUCUGAAGAAGCAGUUACUGAGUUACGACGGUCGUCAGGAAGUGACAGACUUGUGGUUCUCCCUGAAUUCUUAUUUGACCUUCCUGAUCUUACCCUUCUGUCUCAACAAGAGAUUGGAGGAGUUGUAAAGAUUCAGUCAGUUUGGAGGGGUUACCGCAGCAGGAAACAGAAUAAGAAUUUGAUAAUGUCACUAGCUGUUUGGCGGUAUCAGACACACUACUCCGUCAUGACAGAGCAGAUCAGCCAACUAACGUCAGAUCUUAAUCGGGAGAGACAAUUAUCGUCUUUAUACCGAGAGAUGCUGUACAAGAUGGCAGGGAUGCUGAAAGAACAAAAACCCACUACUCGGUCCAGACUCACUCAAACUAAAAGAGUCGCAAGUUCUGACUCACACACUCAAACUCAAGGACUCAUAUCGACCCUCCUCGCUUCCUUCGCUGUAGAUACUCUCCACGAGGACGUCCAGGAACAUUCUAGUGAGGACUCCGACACUGACUCCUCUCAAGACAUCAGUUCUAGAUCUAGUAAAACAGAAGGAGUUUCCAACAUGAACCGGGCUGGUGAAAUUACCCCGAAGAUUAAAACAAACGAGAACAGAACAAUGUAUGGGACUGAAUUCAGCCGUGAGCAUCCAAUAGGGUCGAUCGACAACUCUGGAUACAAUUAUUCUAAUUCUAUUAACAAGAAAGUUGAAAGCGCUUCAGACUCUACUAAUGGGUUCUCUUCUGAUAGCAACUAUUCUCGAGAUCCAUCGAAUUCAGGAGUUUCCCAGAAUAUGACAGCUAAUUCCUGUUCCGUAUCUAAAUAUGCCGAACUGAAAAAGCAAUUUGAAUCACCUGAUCAUCUCGCUAAGAUUAGAAGCGUUUCAGCUGGUGAUACAAACACUUCUACUGAAGUUGCAGCUAGCUUUAUCAGAAAUUCAAUUGAUUCUCUGAGAAACUCUCUAGCUCGAAACAAAAACUCUCCGUCCAAACUUGAAUUAUCACCAAACAAUUUAAAUUCGUUAUCCAGCAGUAAUGGACACGAGCCUAUACAAGAUCAUGAUUUUAUCGUGGAUCAAUUCAAAUCUGCAGAAGACAUUAGAAACGAGUCAGCAAAUUGACAUGAUAUUACUUCAAAUUUUUUGUAUUUUUCAUUGUUUAGGUUGACAUUUUGUCAGUGAUUUAAAUCAUAAAUCUUUGAAUGCCGUAAUCCCAGCCUGGAUGUCAAAUAGUGAUCGUUUUUGUAUAUGUGUUGAUCAAUCGUAAGGGAUUAUAAUUGUGUAUUUGUACCAUAAAAUUUGUUAUAUGACAUACAUUUU